Messenger RNA from Carassius gibelio (silver crucian carp), 1089 nucleotides. RefSeq names its product 28S ribosomal protein S33, mitochondrial. The coding region runs from base 153 to 473 and encodes 106 amino acids. NCBI's taxonomy places the organism in Eukaryota, Metazoa, Chordata, Actinopteri, Cypriniformes, Cyprinidae. The transcript has 3 exons. Gene Ontology annotation, cellular component: mitochondrion. The record is from RefSeq and is a predicted model, not a curated record.
AUAAUUACGGCACACACAGACUUCGACAGAACUCUUAUCUUGGCAAAUAUUCGCAUACGGAAUGAUUACACAGGCGUACGUCUUUCCUGUGACGUACAAGACCUUUUCUCCUUUUUCUACAGUGAUGAGGCUAAGCAAUUCUAGCUAAAAAGAUGGCUGGUGUGUCUGGCUAUGCCCUGCGCGUGGCCCGUCUGAGCGCCCGGAUAUUUGGAGAUGUGGCCCGUCACACAGACUCCAAAUCUAUGAAAGUGGUAGAGUUGUUUAAAGAACCCCCGCUGGCCCAGAGAAAAGAAGUGUAUGACUGGUAUCCCCCACACAAGAUCUACUAUUCAAUGACUCAGAAGCUCAGAUUCAUGGGGCUUUUCAGGGAUGAGCACCAGGAUUUCGAGGAGGAAAUGAGGCGCUUGAGGAAACUGCGGGGUAAAGGAAAACCCAAGAAGGGAGAAGGGAAGAGAGCCGCAAAGAAGAAGUAGACCAGGAAAUUAAAUGUUCAUUUUGCAUCUUCUUUUAGCAAUACCUUGACAUGGUUUGGCAGGGUUCUCACUAUGGUUUUCUGAAGAGUUUUGCCAGUUUACAAUGUUGGGACAUCCUCAGAAUACCUCACCAACACCACACCAGAUUUGUUUCCCUUAGAAUACACUGAAAGAGCCCAUAAACCCUAUAGGCCAAAGCCUGAGCUACAUUCAAGAAAUAAUAAUUCAUAUUGUUAUAUUUUUGGAAACAAAUCAAUAACCAUAUAUUGUAAUGGACCCAUAAUGGAAAUAAGUCAGUCAGGAUACGUCAUGUUAGAAAUUAUGCAUUUGUGUAGCAACAAUUUUGAUUGUAGAAGACAUGCUAUGCAGUAAACCUGCCUGUCAUUUCUUUUCUCUUAUAUGAUAAAAAGGCAUUUUAAAUCUGUUCCAAUGAUAGGUGUAACAGGGUCAUCCAUUUCCUGUGCACCAGACUGGGUUCCUGUCCCAUGGUCUAUUUUGCAGAAUUGUCUAACUUAUUUAAUGGGAUGCAUUUUUGAGCAUCAGUCGUCUGUAAGAGUGUCAAGUUAUUGAAGAAUUGUACUGGAUUUAUUCUAGAAAUACUGAAAGUGAAACUUUA